AUGAAAGCACUUACAAAAACUAUUCACUCGACGAAUCCAAAAAAACGACGGAUAGGAGCAAUAAGGCGAGGUAGUAUUGAAGUUGCAGUUUUAACGGAAGGUGAAAGGAGAGGAACUGAAACAAGAGAGGCAGUAAUUUUCUUUGAAAGCGAAAAAUUUUGCACGUUGUCGAGAAUUUGCGGAUUUAUCACAUUGAGAGAGCAGACUGUCGCUCUGGAUUCCUCAGUGAAUCUGAUCAGUAGUGAUCUUACAUUAGAUUCCUCUUAG
Funneliformis caledonium is the source of this 267-nucleotide messenger RNA. The record is from the annotation of a GenBank genome assembly. Lineage: Eukaryota; Fungi; Glomeromycota; Glomeromycetes; Glomerales; Glomeraceae.